UCAUCAGAAUGAAUUUCUGUCAUUCUAGAGAAUGAGAUAUUUUUGGCACAUGAAGAUGACAAAAGUAAAGACAUAAUUACUCUGCUUCAGUCUUUCACACAACACACUGUAAAUGUGUGAACUAUAAUGGCUCCUCAUCAUCACCAUGCUUGCUAGGUAGCUAAAGUCGCUGUCAUUGCCUACAAAACAACAAAUAUUGAAAAUAAAAUUCAUGUUCUAUAGCAUAUAGUACUAUUGCUCAUAAACUCUCAUAUUCAUUGGUGAGUUUGGUUUGGAGUAAAUUAAUGGAAACACCGUUGCUCAAAGGCAAAGGCGAAGCGGAGGCAGCUGAUGAUGACUGUGCGGCAGUGAGGAGCUUUGAGGAGGCCAUGUGGGUCUCUUGGAAGGAGGCAGUGAAGCUCUGGAGAAUUGCAGCUCCGGUGGCGUUUACAACUCUGUUUCAGUACCUGGUUGUGUCUGUCACCACCGUCUUUGUGGGUCAUCUCGGAGAUCUUGAGCUCUCUGCUGUUUCCCUUUCUGUCACUGUCAUUUCUGGCAUCCCUUUUGGUUUACUGCAAGGUAUGGCAACUGCACUGGGAACGCUUUGUGGUCAAGCAUUUGGUGCAGGCCAAGUUGGGUUGCUUGGUAUCUAUAUGCAGCGGUCAUGGAUUGUCCUAUUAAUCACCUGUAUCAUCCUUUCACCGGUUUAUAUUUUUGCCGCUCCAAUACUGGAGAGUUUAGGCCAAGAAAGUGAUAUAGCUGAUCUUGCUGGAAAAUAUAGUGUAAAGAUAAUUCCUCAGUUGUUCUCCUUUGCCAUCUUUUUGCCCACUCAGAGGUUCCUUCAGGCUCAGAGCAAGGUUAGCGCAAUGGCAUUGAUUGCUUUUGUGGCGCUGAUCAUACAAACUGGACUCCUUCAUCUUUUCAUCAAUGUGUUUGGCUGGGGAACCACUGGUGCAGCUGUAGCUUAUGACAUCACACAUUGGGGAAUUACAGUUGGUCAAGUUGUGUAUAUUAUGGUUUGGUGCAAAGAGGAGUGGACUGGAUUUUCAUGGCUGGCAUUUAAGGACAUUUGGGCUUUUGCUAAGCUAUCCCUUGCCUCAUGCAUGAUGUUUUGCCUAGACUCAUGGUAUACCAUGACCAUAAACAUUCUCGCAGGUUUACUUGAAAAUGCAGUGAUUGCUGUUGGUUCCUUUUCUAUAUGCAUGAACUUUCAGAAUUGGGAGAUCAUGUUGUUGGUUGGACUAAAUGCUGCUAUAAGCACUCGAGUCUCCAAUGAACUUGGAAUGGGGCGCCCAAGAGCGGCCAAAUACGCUGUCUGUACUGCAGUCUUGCAAUCUCUCAUAGUUGGAAUUUUAUCUAUGAUUGCUGUCUUCAUAAGUAGAGACUACUUUGCCAUGGUUUUCACAAACAGUGAAGAUAUGCAACGUGCCGUUGCUCGUUUAGCAUACUUUCUUGGUGUAACCAUGCUUCUUAAUAGCGCAACAGUAGUGUUAUCUGGUGUUGCUGUUGGAGGUGGAUGGCAAGUGAUGGUUGCUUAUAUAAACUUUGCUUGUUAUUAUCUAUUUGGGCUCCCACUUGCAAUCUUUCUUGGAUUUAAAGCAAAUCUGGGUGCUUUGGGACUUUGGGGUGGCAUGAUGAGUGGAAGUGCUGUUCAGAUCUUAUUGUUAUUGAUUGUGACUUCCAGAACCAACUGGGACAGAGAGGUGGAGCAAACAACAAAGCGCAUAAAGAAGUGGGGAAGCCAAGAAACAAAAACUGACAAGAUAGAUAGCUCUUAGUAUAUCAAAAUAAAUAAGCAUCAAAGUCUCUAAAUGGAGGAUAACAAACAAGGGCAGCUGAGCUGAGUUGGAACUUGGACUAGUAGUAAGGUUUAGUUAAUUCUUAAGCAAGCUGUUGUUCAAAGUGUUGUGCUGUGAAAAUAAUCAUUGUCA
Molecule: messenger RNA, 1910 nt
Organism: Prunus avium (sweet cherry)
Lineage: Eukaryota; Viridiplantae; Streptophyta; Magnoliopsida; Rosales; Rosaceae
Source: RefSeq, a predicted model, not a curated record